AUGAGGGAAUUCUUUUGGUGGCCAGGUAUGGCAAAGGAAGUAGAGGAAUUCGUCAAGUCCUGUGAUACCUGUAUACUGCUGUCGAAAAAAGGCCCUCCUCAACCACUUUCGUCCAGAGAGAUGCCCGAAAAUCCCUGGGAAAUAAUUCAGAUCGACUUCCUUUCGAUUCCCGGAAGCGGCACUGGAGAAUUCCUGGUUGUCUUGGAUAUUUACUCCCGUUACUUGUCAGUAGUCGAGGUGAAACAAAUGGAUGCCGAUCAUAAAAAUGCGGCCUUAUGUGAUAUUUUCCAGCGAUGGGGACUACCGCGCGUGCUUCAAAGCGACAACGGACCGCCUUUCCAAAGUAACGCUUUUAUUUCGUUUUGGGAACAAAAAGGAGUAAAGGUUCGUAAGGCGAUUCCUUUGAGUCCACAAACUAAUGGGGCUGUCGAGCGACAGAACUCCGGCAUCACAUAG
Uranotaenia lowii is the source of this 456-nucleotide messenger RNA. RefSeq lists its product as uncharacterized. Gene Ontology annotation, biological process: DNA integration. NCBI's taxonomy places the organism in Eukaryota, Metazoa, Arthropoda, Insecta, Diptera, Culicidae. The record is from RefSeq and is a predicted model, not a curated record. The transcript has a single exon. Bases 1 to 456 code for a protein of 151 amino acids. Gene Ontology annotation, molecular function: nucleic acid binding.